AUGGCGCUGUCCUGCGAGGUUGCUCCAGUGUACGUUCCCAGUGCAGUCCUCAAGCUGUUAAGAAUGGAGGCAGUACACCAGGGUCAGCAGAUGCCCAGUGGCUUUGAUGAAGCCUGCGAAGUCACUACUUCCUCCGAACCACAGAGGCAAGUAGCAAUUAAGUCAUUUGAUACCUAUUUGAAAGACUUCUGCAGGUCCCUGAUGGCAAGCUUCCAGACACCAAAGCAGACCAGGAUGACAGGCCGAUGGGGAAACCUGGGUGGCACCAUGAUGGUGACUGCUGAAAUGUUAUCCCAUCCCGUCCACGCUCAGAAAAGGAUGACAAGAGACACACAGGAUCACAAGGCAGAGCAGGAUGUGGUGAGCAGCGUCAUCGAUGCCCAGGCUGUCUUAGAAAUCAUUACCAAUCAAGUGGCAAAAGCCCUUGACCUAUUGGCUGACCAGGCCACUCAAAUGCGAACUGCAGUAUUGGAGCACCGCAUGGUUCUUGACUAUCUCAGUAAUUGUGAUCUGGACUACAGUCUCUACUGGGAUGACUUCCCAUACCGGGUAUAUGAGUACCGGAAGAUCCCACCCCUCAUUAACCGCAUCCCUGUCAAGGCCAGACGAACUCAGUUUGGGGCAGGAGGCAAAAGUAGUCUAAGCCCCCAGCCUGGGACGAGGAGCAGCACCAGCUCCAUGACAGGACGGACAAAGUUGUGGGCCGAAGAGCUGCAUUCGAUCAAAGGGGAGCUGAGUCAGAUCAAGGCACAAGUGGACAGUCUGCUGGAAAGCCUGGACCGCAUGGACCAGCGGAGAGACUGUCUCUCAGGUGAGGGGAUGAUCAAGGAGAUCGAGAAGAAAAGGGUCGAAGUGGGUGCAGAGUUGCCAUCCCCAGCAGGAGAGGGGCCACGGGAGCCCCAAGGGAAGGAGGGAUCCGGAGCUGAUGGGCACAGUGGCCUGCGCAACAUCGACAGUGCAGAAGAGAGCACAGACACUGAGGAGACGAUGAAAAAUCACACAUCAGACCUCGAGGGGAGUCAGUAA
Rhea pennata is the source of this 1026-nucleotide messenger RNA. RefSeq names its product heterogeneous nuclear ribonucleoprotein C-like 2. The coding region runs from base 1 to 1026 and encodes 341 amino acids. NCBI's taxonomy places the organism in Eukaryota, Metazoa, Chordata, Aves, Rheiformes, Rheidae. The record is from RefSeq and is a predicted model, not a curated record. The transcript is spliced from 11 exons.